GGCUUCGAAAAGCAAAGAGAGAGCUGUUGAUGUCCCAGGGUUGGCCUGCGCUGACAGAUGACGAUGCCAACAAGCAUCUGACCAGGGAGGAGCUGGCUCUACAUUGCCGGAGGAGGACCCGUGGAGAGGAGACUACCAUCCUUCACCUUGAACGACUGCUUACCGAGCUCCUGAGCAGCAAGGGCAAUGACUCCCUGGGUGUUCCUCUCCUGGACCGAGAAAGGAUGGAGCACAUCUGGAGUGUCCAGAAGAAGCACGUCAAGUGUAUCCAAGACCCCCCUGGUGUUGCGCUCUAUACUGAGACCGGGAGCUUAACCAAGGGAGGUGUGCUUCUGAAGACAUACAGAUGUGCCAGAGGCUCCACUUCUCUUGAAUCCUUUCAUUUACACCUUAACCGUUUCAUCCCAGGGACCAGUGCAAACAGUCUGAACUUUCAGAUUUAUUUGCUGGAGGGUCUACACCGGUGGAACCAGGAUCGGGAGGCUGCUUCGCUGUCAUCGGAGCCAUCAGCUUUGCGCAGCUACACAGGAGAACUUGUUCACUGUGUAAACCGCAAUUAUGAAAAGCUGUUUGGCAGGAAAGUGGUCCCCACGUUUUGUCCUCCUGCACGUUACACCGGUGAGCUCAUUGGAGUGCAGUAUCUGUUCCAGCAGACUGGACAGGCAUUGCAGGACAUGAACCCAGACUCUGAAGAGACGGCAGAACUCAUCGAGGACCUUAAUGUGGAGGAGCGAGAGGAAGAUGAGGGCUUCUGUGACAUCAGCGAGGAUCACACCAUUGCAGAUCCAGAGGUUGUUCUGUCACCACCCUCCUCCACACUGACACUGGGUUCUUCCACCCUGGUCACCAGCAGUGACACGGCUGUACUGGGUUCUACAUCCCCUUCACUGGUCCCUGACCCCACACAGUCUCCUUCAUCACCUGGACCCUCAGGGACUGCUGUCUCACCGGUUCCCUCUGAAACAUCUGUUUCACCACUCCCCUCAGAACCAGAGGAUGCUGGUCAGGAUGAUGAUGAAGAGACGGCUGUUGACUACCAAAAUGUCCCGGGAUAUCAACAUGUGGACAGGCUGGCAGAAUAUCUGGUGGAGCUCCGGGGUCACACAGCCCUCAGCCUGGCCAAUCAGGAAGCUAACGCCAUAAUUGCACUUUGGCAGAACCUGGAUGACCGGGACAAGCAACGGUUGGUGUAUGCAGCUCGACACCAGAAGAGACUGCUGAGUGGACGCUUCAGAGUACCAAAGAGGCCCACUCACACCCCUGGAGUAGAGAGCACCAUCAGAAGUGUGCUGGGUGCAAGCAGUGCACCUGCUCAGUGGCCUGACUGUUGCCGUCUGGUGGAGACCAUUUUCAUCAGGCUUUGCACAAUUCACCCAAGCCCCAAAAGAAAAGGCAAGGGAACGCUGUCGAGAUGGUCUCUGAUCCUCCAAGACUACAGAAGGAUAAGGCAGCUUGUACUGGGCAACAGCUUGGUGAUGGGAGGAACCUCAAUGCAGCUGGUGGAGGUUAACCAGAACACCCUGAUUCAGUGGUACAACAACAGGCAGAAAAAGCAAGAGCUGUCUGUGCUGCUUCAGGGCAUUCAGUUGCCUCAGCCCCUCCCUGAAGCUCAGGAACCUCUCCAGGCUGCCAAACGCCCACGGACUGAGCCAGAACAACCAGGGGAGCAGCACCAGUACAAGCUACCAGAGAGCCCAGCAGGUCAGGCAAAGCAGAGGCAGACUUCUACUGGACGACCCCCUCUCAGACCCAAGGCACCAGCUCAGAGUCCUAUGUUGGUUACGCCAUCAGCACCUGGAGCAUCACUGCAGAUGGUACCCAACAUACUUAUACCAGCAGCACCAGGUUUCCAGGGUGUGCCGAUGCUUCAGGGUGUGCCAGUAUUCCAGGGUCUGCAAAUGGUUCAAAGACUGCCGAUGGUCCAGGGAAUGCAAAUGGUUCAGGGGAUGCCGAUGGUUCAGGGAAUCCCGUUGGUACAGGGGAUGCCAAUGAUACAGCCACUGUUACAGCCUACAGUUGUGCAGGGCACCAGUUCACAACCUGCUGCGCCAGCUGCCAGUCCGCAAGCCAUGCCCAACGCCACCCCCGACCAAAAAGCCAUGCCCAAGAGACCCUGCAAGAGAACUGUAGAGGCAAACACUUGCAAGAAGUGCGGACAGUUCAAAACCAGUGCAACGGGACAUAGCCAGUACAGGGGCAAGGUGUACUGCCCACGGACUGAGACUAUUACAAGAGAACAGUGGUUUGAGCAAAUGCGGAGAACUGUUCCAAAAUAA
Molecule: messenger RNA, 2276 nt
Organism: Sinocyclocheilus rhinocerous
Lineage: Eukaryota; Metazoa; Chordata; Actinopteri; Cypriniformes; Cyprinidae
Exons: 4
Source: RefSeq, a predicted model, not a curated record